AUGGCUGUGUGGUUGGAGCCAAGCCACAACCGUGUCCUUCCUUUGCUUCUUUAUUAUUCUCCUCUUAACGACCACCAGGACGACUUUUCUGUGCUCGUUAAUUCGGGACGAGGUGUUGGUCCUCUUGUCGAUUUCAGACGAAUCUUCAGUCUUAAGCUUAACUUUACGAAGGGAUUCGAUGUUCAGACAAUCAUAAUGAAAGCACCUCUGAGCCAAUUUGGACUGUAG
Messenger RNA from Protopolystoma xenopodis, 228 nucleotides. The record is from the annotation of a GenBank genome assembly. Lineage: Eukaryota; Metazoa; Platyhelminthes; Monogenea; Polystomatidea; Polystomatidae.